This is a messenger RNA of Manihot esculenta (cassava), 1858 nucleotides long. Its product is annotated as ethylene-responsive transcription factor RAP2-4. Lineage: Eukaryota; Viridiplantae; Streptophyta; Magnoliopsida; Malpighiales; Euphorbiaceae. The coding region runs from base 513 to 1589 and encodes 358 amino acids. The record is from RefSeq and is a predicted model, not a curated record. Gene Ontology annotation, biological process: regulation of DNA-templated transcription. Gene Ontology annotation, molecular function: DNA-binding transcription factor activity; DNA binding. The transcript has a single exon.
GGGGGCAGAGGAGAGACUCAGAAAAUGCAAAGUGAAAAUCUCUCUUGUUUGGCUUUUGCUUCUCUGCAAGAGUGUUUGAUAAAGAUUUUCUCUCUUUUUUCCCCCCCUUCCCUUUAAUUCCCCGCUUCUCUGUAUCCUUUUCUGUCAAUCUUCUGUCUUUCAAAUCGUAUUUUGGGUUUGUUUUCUUGGUGGGUUUAAGCUUAAAUCCUUGUAGGAAAACCAAGGAAAUCAUUUGAAUUGAAAGCCAGGUGAUUCAGAAUAGAGAUUCAGGCUUGUAAUUUCUCUCUUUUUCUGUAUGAUUUUUAGGUUCAUCAACUUGGAGGCUUUUAUUUUUGAUCCUUCAAGGUGAUCCUUUUUUCUUAUUUCAAGCUUUUUGGGUUUUGAUUUCUGAGAAACAAAAACCUCAGCGUUUUAUUGGGUUUUGUUUUUUGAAUUUUAUCUUGAUUUCUGUUCAUAUAAAAUUAGUACUCCCUGUUCUUGAAUUUUGUAAAGUAACAGGUUAUUUUCAAGACAUGGCAGCAGCUACAGACUUCUAUAGCAGCAGCACAACACCAGGUUUCUCAAUCAUAGAUCCUUGUAGGGAAGAGCUCAUGAAAGCUCUUGAGCCUUUUAUGAAAACUAUUUCACUAUCUCCCUCUGCUUCUCCUUCUUCCCCUUAUGACUCUCCAAUCUCUUUCCAGCCCAACUUGUGCUCUGAUUUCUGCUCCCCAUCAAGUACCCACAUGGUUUCUCAAGAGUUCUGCAAAAACAACCACAUGGGUUUGGAGCCAAGAGGUUCAAUAGGGCUCAACCACCUCACCCCAUCUCAAAUCCUCCAGAUCCAAGCCCAAAUUCACCUCCAGCAGCAACAACAACAACAGCAAAUUGCCAAUCUUACCUCAACUUCCCAUUUACUCUACAACCAAAGGCCGAGUUACUUGUCUCCAAAGCCUGUCCUCAUGAAACAAUCUGCCUCAACUCCGAAGCCAACAAAACUCUACAGAGGAGUGAGGCAGCGACAUUGGGGCAAAUGGGUUGCUGAGAUUAGACUCCCCAGAAACAGGACAAGACUCUGGCUUGGCACUUUUGACACAGCUGAAGAGGCUGCCUUGGCUUAUGACAAGGCAGCUUAUAAGCUAAGGGGAGAAUUUGCUAGGCUGAACUUUCCCCAUCUUCACCACCAAGGAGCUCAUGUUUGUGGUGAAUUUGGCGAUUACAAGCCUCUCCAUUCCUCUGUUGAUGCAAAGUUACAAGCUAUUUGUGAAAGCUUAGCUAACUCGCAGAAACAGGGGAAAACAGGGGAACGGAUUUACGCUGAUGAUUCUAAGACAAUUCUAUCAGCUUCUUCACAGGCGAAGAAGGAAGAUGAUUACUCUAUGAAAGGUGAAUUGAAAAGGGAGUUCGAUACUUAUGGAGUUGAGGAUUCUAAAGUGGAAAUUUCAUCAGCAUCACCAGCACCAGCUUCAUCUGAUGAGUCAUCAGCUGGUUCUUCUUCACCUCAGUCUGAAAUUUCAUUCUGGGAUUUCUCUGAUUCUUCCCAGUGGGAUGAAACCGAGAAUUUCAGUUUGGAAAAGUACCCAUCAGCAGAGAUAGACUGGGCAGCUCUCUAAGUUUCAAUCACUAUGUAAUCUUUAUGGUCAGUUUCUCUUUUUAGGUUUAUUUUGGUGUCCUAAGUAGCUUCUGCAAUGAAGUUUUUGGCAUUUGCAGAGCUGCAAUUAGGGUUAAGUCCUAGAUAUAAGGAAGAGCCACCUCUCCAUCUUGGUCUUGCUGGUGCUUUUUUUCCUUGCUUUGACCAUUCGAGAGUUUUGGGUUUGUAAUUUUAGGUCACUGUAAUUAAGCAAAGUCUUUCAUAUCAAUGUAUCUUUUUGUUUUUGCUGUA